UUUACCCCCAGUGGCAAUUCGUCAUUUCAUUACAAUUUCUUGCGCAUUUACUCAGUACACAAAAACAAGUUAACUAAAUUUAAACGUCACAAUUAUUUAAGUUUUAUUUUUAUCAAUAAAUAAAUAAUAAUAAAAAAACAAUAAAUUAACAAUUCGAGUUUUUAAAAUUAAUUAACGUUAACAAAAGACGACGCGGAUUUUUUGUUAUUGUUCAAGACAAUUUAAAUUUAUUUUUCGUUAUCAUGAAAUUUCAGUACAAAGAGGAACAUCCCUUUGAAAAGAGAAAGGCUGAAGGUGAAAAAAUUCGUAGGAAAUAUCCUGAUCGUGUUCCAGUGAUUGUGGAAAAAGCACCAAAGGCUAAAAUCAGUGACCUUGACAAGCAGAAAUAUUUAGUGCCGUCAGAUUUGACUGUUGGUCAAUUUUACUUUUUGAUCCGCAAACGCAUUCACUUACGUCCUGAAGAUGCACUUUUUUUCUUUGUCAACAACAUUAUUCCACCCACCAGUGCUACAAUGGGCUCACUUUAUCAGGAACAUCAUGAAGAGGAUUGCUUUCUUUACAUAGCAUACAGCGACGAGAACGUUUACGGAAAUCAUUAAAAAAAAUAUAUAAUUAUAUAUUACACUUAACUAUAUUACAAUUAAAUGUUCACUGAGAAUUUAUUUCUCAAUAGGAUUUCACAGGUAAAUAAAAUGAAAAGAAAAAAAUUCGACUCAUAAAAAAUGAACAUUUUAAAAAUAAAAAAAAAAUAUUAAUACUGCGUAAAGUUAUCAUUCCUCGUGGAUGUUCAAGCAAAACUAAUCAUUUUUUAUUUCUCUAUUACUUCUAUUUAAUUAGUAAUGAGUAAAAAUAAAUUUCAAUAUUAGCAAAUUAUUGAUCAUGUUUUGAAUGCCUAAUGAAUUUUAUUUAAUUCAUGAAACUUUAAAUAAUUUGUGUUUUUACUUUUAUUUUCUUUCUCCAAUAAAUUAUUGAAUUAAUCAGUAGCUUGCCUUUGUGUGUAUUCACGGAUAUUAAAAUAAUUUCUAGCGAAAAAGGUUCGGGAAUUAUUUAUUCUACUAAAUUAUAUUAAUUAGUAGACUAAUGUGUAUUAAUAAUAAAUAUAAUUAUAUUAAGAUGUGCAAAAAUAAAAUUUACGUCAAUAAAAUCUAA
Molecule: messenger RNA, 1149 nt
Organism: Microplitis demolitor
Lineage: Eukaryota; Metazoa; Arthropoda; Insecta; Hymenoptera; Braconidae
Gene: Atg8a
Product: gamma-aminobutyric acid receptor-associated protein
Exons: 3
Coding region: 243-599 (118 amino acids)
Biological process (GO): autophagosome assembly; autophagy of mitochondrion; macroautophagy
Cellular component (GO): autophagosome; cytosol; autophagosome membrane
Molecular function (GO): ubiquitin protein ligase binding; GABA receptor binding
Source: RefSeq, a predicted model, not a curated record